UUCUCGCUGUCACUCUACAAAUUUGCUUUACUCUGCUGAAGUUUUCGAAAAAUAGUCAAUUUCCCUUAAGUUUUAGCUUCUUCAAGAUCCAAAUUUGUUGUAACAUUAAUAUUUUCUUGCUUUUUAUAUCCUGAAAGGAGCAAAAUACUUGAUCAAAAAGAAGAAAUAUUUUAUUUGUUUUUUUUAACUAAAUCUAGCAUGGCAGAUAUUUUAUGGAAAAUGGGAGCAAUGUUAUCGUCUGAUCAUAGCUCAGUGGUGCCAAUAAACCUGUUCGUGGCACUACUUUGUGCGUGUAUAGUAAUUGGUCAUUUACUAGAGGAGCAGCGAUGGAUGAACGAGUCCAUUACUGCACUUGCUGUAGGUUUGUGCACUGGAGUUGUGAUUUUGCUAACAACAGGAGGAAAGAGCUCGCAUCUCUUAGUUUUCAGCGAAGAUUUAUUCUUUAUUUAUCUGCUUCCGCCAAUCAUCUUUAACGCUGGGUUCCAGGUAAAGAAGAAGCAGUUUUUCCGCAACUUCAUGACUAUCAUGCUGUUUGGCGCAGUCGGUACUCUGAUAUCCACUGCCAUCAUUUCAAUAGGCGCCACUCACUUUUUCAAGAAAAUGAACAUCAGUUCCCUCAGAAUUGGAGACUAUCUUGCAAUUGGAGCAAUAUUUUCAGCCACGGAUUCUGUUUGUACCUUGCAGGUUCUUAACCAGGAUGAGACGCCUUUAUUAUACAGUCUGGUUUUUGGGGAAGGUGUGGUAAAUGAUGCAACAUCAGUGGUGCUUUUCCAUGCAAUUCAGAGCAUUGACCUAUCUCACAUCAACUCAAGCAUUGCAGCUGAAUUUCUCGGAAACUUUCUAUAUUUGUUUAUCUCAAGCACCAUACUGGGAGUUCUAACUGGACUACUUAGUGCAUACAUUAUCAAAAAGCUCUACUUCGGCAGGCAUUCUACCGAUCGUGAGGUUGCUCUUAUGAUACUCAUGGCUUACCUUUCAUAUAUGUUGGCCGAGCUAUUCUAUCUAAGCGCCAUUCUCACUGUGUUCUUUUGUGGGAUUGUUAUGUCUCAUUACACAUGGCACAAUGUAACUGAAAGUUCAAGGAUAACAACUAAGCAUGCUUUUGCUACUUGGUCAUUUGUUGCUGAGAUCUUCAUCUUCCUCUAUGUUGGCAUGGAUGCCUUGGAUAUUGAAAAAUGGAAGGUUGUAAGUGAUAGCCCUGGAACAUCAGUUAUGGUGAGUUCAAUACUCUUGGGAUUGGUUCUAGUUGGAAGAGCAGCCUUUGUUUUCCCUCUAUCCUUUUUAUCCAACUUGACUAAGAAGUUCCCGUAUGAGAAAAUAGACAUAAAGCAACAAGUAACAAUAUGGUGGGCAGGUCUUAUGCGUGGUGCUGUUUCUAUGGCUCUUGCUUAUAAUCAGUUCACCAGGUCAGGCCAUACUCAUUUGCAUGGCAAUGCAAUCAUGAUCACCAGCACAAUUACAGUUGUCCUUUUCAGCACAGUGGUGUUUGGAUUGAUGACCAAACCACUAGUGAGGAUCUUGCUUCCAUCACAAAAACACACUGCCAGCAUGUUGUCUUCUGAACCAUCUAGUCCUAAAUCCUUUGCUGUGCCACUGCUCAAUAGACAGGAUUCAGAGGACAACCAGGCCAGCCACAACGUGCCCCGUCGAACCAGCUUGAGGAUGCUCUUGAGCACCCCUUCUCACACAGUCCACCACUACUGGAGAAAAUUUGAUAAUAGCUUCAUGCGACCUGUUUUUGGUGGCCGGGGUUUUGUACCAUUUGUACCUUGCUCCCCCACUGACCAAAGCGUUCAUCAAUGGCAGUGACAGAUUUUCAGAACUAGAGAAUACUAAUCAUUGAAUUUAGGUCAUGCGUGCAAUCGGCUUUUGGUGUGAAAUUUGUCAAUAGCAAAAAAGAUUUCAGAGUGGGGAGGUGCCAUUGACAGAAUUUUGAGUUAACCUGAGUGGCUUGUAAUUUGUUUCCUUUCGGAGCUUGUAAUUUUUUGUGGCUAUGGCUUGUCAAAUGAGAUUGUAUUCCACACAACAGAGUUCUGUAACUCUUCCCAUAUUCAAUUUCUUACUGUAUUCUGGGAUUUUCGAAGAGCAAAA
Populus nigra (black poplar) is the source of this 2091-nucleotide messenger RNA. RefSeq names its product sodium/hydrogen exchanger 1-like. Gene Ontology annotation, molecular function: sodium:proton antiporter activity. The record is from RefSeq and is a predicted model, not a curated record. Gene Ontology annotation, biological process: sodium ion transport; proton transmembrane transport; regulation of pH. Gene Ontology annotation, cellular component: membrane. Bases 199 to 1809 code for a protein of 536 amino acids. The transcript has 14 exons. NCBI's taxonomy places the organism in Eukaryota, Viridiplantae, Streptophyta, Magnoliopsida, Malpighiales, Salicaceae.